AUGGUUACAGUUCUUCUCAUCAUACUCUUUCUCGGAACAUCAACAAAGGCGUUUCUGAAAGGUGUUGAGACUUGGAAUAAAGAAACUAUAGAGAAAAAGGAAGCUGCGAAGCGUUUAGAGUCAAACGGUGUAUCUGGGGAAGAAGUUGAAUACCAUCCUCUUCCCGCAGCUCCGGGCACGAACAAUGGAAACAGCAAGAAAGAAGAAGUAAGUAUUCUUGAAAAUGUAUACUGGAAGGAACUCGGGCUUCUCGUUUUCGUAUGGGUUGUAUUCUUGGCACUGCAGAUCAUUAAGCAAAAUUUGGCUAAUUGUUCAGUAGCAUAUUGGGUCAUAAACUUGCUACAGAUUCCUGUUGCAGUUGGUGUAUCAGGCUAUGAAGCAGUAGCUUUGUACCAAGGUAGAAGAAUCAUUGCAUCUAAAGGACAAGGAGGCUCGGAUUUCACCGUUGGUCAGCUCGUUAUGUACUGUACAUUUGGUGUAUUGGCGGGUGUAGUCGGUGGUUUACUUGGUUUAGGUGGAGGUUUCAUUAUGGGUCCAUUGUUUCUAGAGCUCGGUGUCCCUCCACAGGUCUCAAGUGCAACGGCUACUUUUGCAAUGACCUUCUCUUCAUCAAUGUCUGUUAUAGAAUACUAUCUUCUUAAACGGUUCCCUGUUCCAUAUGCUCUGUACCUAGUGGCAGUGGCAACAAUUGCAGCUUUUGUUGGACAGCAUGUAGUCAGGAGGCUAAUCACAGUCCUCGGCCGGGCGUCUCUCAUCAUCUUCAUCCUCGCAUCUAUGAUCUUUAUCAGCGCGAUUUCGCUUGGUGGUGUGGGAAUAGUGAACAUGAUUGGUAAAAUCCAACGGCACGAGUACAUGGGUUUCGAGAACCUUUGCAAGUACGGUGGUUGA
Molecule: messenger RNA, 888 nt
Organism: Microthlaspi erraticum
Lineage: Eukaryota; Viridiplantae; Streptophyta; Magnoliopsida; Brassicales; Brassicaceae
Source: the annotation of a GenBank genome assembly